AUGAAUGUCACGGUGCUUGGUCUAGCCGUCAUGGUCCCAGGAAUAGUUAUGCUGACAAAUAUUGACUUCCUGAGUGGCAACAUUGAACCCUUGCUGGACAAGAUAUCCUUCAAUGGCAUCAAUCUGUCAAACAUCGCUAACAACCUCCCAAUCAUCUUUAUCAUCGUUGGCGCGUCGAUACUCUUCAUAGCUGUACUGGGACUGGUUGGAGCUUGCUGUAAAAUCAAAACCUUGCUUGUUCUGAUGGAGUGCUGUGGUGUGAAUCCGGUAACCGCGACAACAAACGACUUCGACCUCACCCCCUGGCGGAUUGGAGAUGGAGCCUCCUUAAAGAUACCAAAAGGAUGCUGUAUCGGUGUAACCGAGGACACAUACUCCGCCUUCGCAAAAACAGCAUGUACCGACACUGCAACUAGCGGCACAUAUCACUCUGAUGGCUGUUACGACGCGAUCAUGUCAAGUUUUGGAUCUACUCUAGAUAUGAUGGGAUACAUCUGCCUCGGUGCACUACUGCUGCAGGUAUGUUGUACAAUCAUUAAUGUGUCAGCCACCUGUUAA
Mizuhopecten yessoensis (Yesso scallop) is the source of this 558-nucleotide messenger RNA. RefSeq lists its product as uncharacterized. Bases 1 to 558 code for a protein of 185 amino acids. The record is from RefSeq and is a predicted model, not a curated record. Lineage: Eukaryota; Metazoa; Mollusca; Bivalvia; Pectinida; Pectinidae. The transcript is spliced from 4 exons.